Molecule: messenger RNA, 2536 nt
Organism: Cynoglossus semilaevis (tongue sole)
Lineage: Eukaryota; Metazoa; Chordata; Actinopteri; Pleuronectiformes; Cynoglossidae
Product: cAMP-specific 3',5'-cyclic phosphodiesterase 4D-like
Exons: 14
Coding region: 1-2127 (708 amino acids)
Biological process (GO): signal transduction
Molecular function (GO): 3',5'-cyclic-nucleotide phosphodiesterase activity
Source: RefSeq, a predicted model, not a curated record
AUGUGUCAUAUUUUGAUUCCUAUCUCGUUAUUUUCUUUUCUCUGCAGUUUCGAUGUGGACAAUGGCACGUCAUCAGGUCGCAGCCCCCUGGACCCGAUGGCCAGCCCGAGCUCAGGCCUCAUCCUGCAGGCCAAUUUUGUCCACAGCCAGCGGAGAAAGUCGUUCCUGUACCGCUCCGACAGCGACUACGACCUCUCUCCUAAGUCCAUGUCCCGUAACUCCUCCAUUGCCAGUGACAUUCAUGGCGACGAUAUGAUUGUAACCCCAUUUGCACAGGUUCUUGCCAGUUUAAGAACUGUACGAAACAACUUUGGUGCAUUAACUAAUCUACAGCAAGACAGAGCGUCCAAUAAGAUAUCACCAAUGUGUAACCCUCCGCCUAUCACCAAGACCACCUUCACAGAGGAGGCCUACCAGAAGCUGGCCACCGAGACCCUGGAAGAGUUGGACUGGUGCCUGGACCAGUUGGAAACACUGCAGACCAGACACUCAGUCAGCGAGAUGGCCUCCAAUAAGUUCAAGAGGAUGUUGAACAGGGAGCUGACCCACCUAUCAGAGAUGAGCCGCUCUGGAAACCAGGUGUCUGAGUUCAUCUCAAGCACCUUCUUGGACAAGCAACAUGAGGUGGAGAUGACGUCGCCUCAGAUGCAGAAGGAGAAGGAGAAGAAGAACAAACCCAUGUCUCAGAUCAGUGGGGUGAAAAAGCUGCAACACUCCUCCAGCCUCUCAAACUCUAAUAUCCCUCGCUUUGGUGUUAAAACAGAAACAGAGGAUGAGCUGGCUAAGGAAUUGGAGAAUGUGAAUAAAUGGGGUCUUAAUGUCUUUAAAAUCUCAGAGUUCUCUGGGAACCGGCCGUUAACAGUCAUAAUGUAUACGAUAGUCCAGGAGAGGGACUUGUUAAAAACUUUUAAAAUUCCACUCGACACCUUUAUAACAUACCUGAUGACCUUAGAAGACCAUUACCAUGGCGACGUCGCCUACCACAACAACAUCCCCGCCGCUCACGUCACCCAGUCAACUCACGUGAUGCCGUCCACCCCUGCCCUGGAGGCUGUGUUCACUGACCUAGAAAUCUUAGCUGCCAUCUUCGCCAGUGCAAUCCAUGACGUGGACCAUCCUGGAGUCUCCAAUCAGUUCCUCAUCAACACGAAUUCUGAGCUAGCAUUGAUGUACAAUGACUCGUCUGUUUUGGAGAAUCACCAUUUAGCAGUCGGUUUCAAGCUUCUGCAGGAGGAGAACUGUGACAUCUUCCAAAACCUGACCAAAAAACAAAGACAAUCACUGCGAAAAAUGGUCAUUGAUAUUGUGCUAGCAACAGACAUGUCAAAGCACAUGAAUCUACUGGCUGAUCUGAAGACUAUGGUAGAAACCAAGAAGGUGACCAGCUCUGGUGUCUUGUUGCUGGACAACUAUUCUGACAGGAUACAGGUUCUCCAGAACAUGGUUCACUGUGCGGACCUGAGCAACCCCACCAAACCUCUGCAGCUGUACACGCAGUGGACGGACCGCAUCAUGGAGGAGUUCUUCAGCCAGGGCGAUCGAGAGAGGGAGCGAGGCAUGGAGAUCAGUCCCAUGUGUGACAAACACAACGCCUCAGUAGAAAAGAGCCAGGUUGGUUUCAUCGAUUAUAUCGUUCACCCUUUAUGGGAGACGUGGGCUGACCUGGUCCAUCCAGAUGCCCAAGACAUCCUGGACACAUUGGAAGACAACAGGGAUUGGUACCAAAGUACCAUCCCCCAAAGUCCUUCUCCAGCACUGGAUGAGCCUGAGGACGGCACUCGACCCCCUGGUGGGGACAAGUUCCAGUUUGAGCUCACCCUGGAAGAGGACUGCGAGUCGGACACUGAGAAAGACAGUGGCAGUCAACCAGAGGAGGAAGACGAGGAGGAAGAGUACAAGAAAGAGGACAACAGCUGUACUGAUUCUAAAACACUCUGUACGCAGGACUCUGAAUCAACAGAGAUUCCUUUGAAUGAACAGGUGGGGGAGGAGGAUCGGGAGGAGAUACCCUGCUUGCAACCGUACGUGUUGGAGGAGGACAUAGCAGAGGUGGAGGACAAUGAGGAGACAGAGAAAUCCUCCGACACAGCAGUGUAUGGACAGCACCUGACUAACUGUUCUUCUUAGUAAUGACAGAUGAUUAUUUAUAGAAUAUUUUGUUGAGUCUAGCUGUGUUUUUUAUACAUAUUUGUUUAUGGUUCCAAAGCGUUGUCCAUAUUGGCCAUCCUUCUUUUUUAGCUUCAUUCAGACAUGCCCACUGGUACUUCAAGUUUUUUUGCACUCAGGAAACCGUCUUUCAUCCACAUCUGUACCGAAGCGGUGUGUCUUUAGUUCAGCUCUCCACCUCCACUGUAGGACAUGGACAGUGUGCUCCGUAAUGUCACAUUGUCUCAUGUUCUUAUUUCAUGCUUUGCCUCAGCCUUGCCAGAAAGUAUAGCAGUGAUUUUAUUAGGUGUCCAUCCCCCUACAGAGACAAUUACUGACAUGCCAUCCAUCCAUCCAUCCAUCCAUAAUCAACCGCUUAUCCGGGGCCGGG